AAUAACGAUGAAUGAACAAGAACAAAUUUGAACAAAAACUGUGUAAGUGACUUAGAGUCAUGAAAAAAGAAUUCAUUGCCGAGCUGGUGUCUGUGGUAGGAGCUGAGAGAACAGAUGUAAAAGCUGAAAGAACAGCAGUAAAAUCUGAGAGAACAGCUGUAAAAGCUGAGAGAACAGCUGUAAAAGCUGAGAGAACAGCUGUAAAAGCUGAGAGAACAGCUGUAAAUGAAGUUCCUACAAAAAGUGAAAUCAAACUAAAGACUGAAGCUGACUGGGGUGACUUAUCACAAUGCUUUGUCAGACUAAAAACUACAAAGGAAAUCAAAAUACCAACGAAAAUAGAAGAUGAGGGUCCAAAUAUUUUUAAAAGCGUCAGUUCAAAAUGUAUAUUGAACUUGACUCCAGUUGUCAAGCUUAAUAGAAAUCAAGAGAUAGAACUUGCUGUUCAAGAAGGGAAAAAUCAGUUAAUGAGAAAAUGUGUCCAGUCAGUUAUAUCGGAUAUGAAGUCAGAAGUUGAUCAAUUGACAGUCCCUGUUGUACUGGGUGAAAUGCGUGAAAUUCAUGAAUGCAUGAAGGAGUUGAUGGAAGUAAACGAUGAAGAUCACUGUGAAGACAAUGCGGAGCCCUUUGAUAAUGACGAUGAGCAAAGUACCUCUUCCGAGACAAACAGUAAUGGCAGGGAUUUUGAUGAAGAGAACCAACUAAAAUAUUCAAGUUGUACUUUUUUUGUUUGUGAUAAAUGCAAUCAAUGUUACAGGAGUAGAACCCUGUUGAAAACUCACUCCUGUCCUUAUACAAGCACCAAACAUUGCAAUAAUUGCUUCAGGACAUUUUCAGACGAAAAUUUCAAAACUCAUGUUUGCAAAGUGCAGGAAGGGAUGUUUAGAUGCAUUCACUGCCGUGAGUGUUUUAAAACUAAAAACCUUUUAACAAUUCAUGAAAAAUAUAACUGUUCUCAUGAAACUUAUACUUUUAAAUGCUCAGAUUGCGGAGAAAGGUUUCGUCUGAAAAGAUAUUUGGAGACACACAUUCGGAAGCACAAAGAUUUGCUAAACUUCCAUUGUGCAGUUUGUAAAAGAGCUUUCUGUCAAAAAUCCCACUUGGAAGUGCACAUGGCGUCACAUUCAGAAGAACGCCCCUACAAGUGUGACCAAUGUGACAACAAGACAUUCAAGAGACUGAAAUCUCUGGAACAUCACAAGCAAACUCACUCUGGUGUGAAAAGUUUUCAGUGCCAAGAUUGUGGCAAGUAUUUUUUCUCGUUGUUUCAUUUAAAGCAUCACAGAAAUAGCACACACGAGCGACAACAUGUUUCAUGUGGUCUUUGCAACAAAAAAUUUGCUCGUAAUUAUAAUCUGAAGCUGCAUAUGAGAUCUCACACAAAUGAAAAGCCGUUUGUUUGUCAUUGUGGAAAAGCGUUUGCUCAAAAUAGUUCGUUAACCUUGCAUAAACGUGUUCAUGAUGAUGUCAAACCUUACAAGUGUGAGAAAUGUAAGGCCAAAUUCAAACACUCCUCUUCUUUAGUGAUGCAUAUACGAUGUGUUCACACCAACGAAAAACCCUAUAAAUGUGAGAAGUGUAGCAAGACCUUUAGUCAAAAUAGCAACUAUCGCACACAUAUGAGAAUGCAUGCGAAAGAAUAUGUAAACUGUGGUAUGUGUGGAAGUAUGUACACCACCAAAGGAAAUUUGAAAUUACACAUGAAAAAUAUGCACAAUGAUCGUCUCUUUAAAUGUGGGGUUUGUAAGAAAUUGAUUAAGUCUAAGUAUGAGUUUCAAAACCACACCAAGAUUCACAUUAAAGGAAAUGAUUUGUAAUUUUUUUUAGUUUUCCACAUCAA
Messenger RNA from Macrosteles quadrilineatus (aster leafhopper), 1840 nucleotides. RefSeq names its product gastrula zinc finger protein XlCGF57.1-like. The record is from RefSeq and is a predicted model, not a curated record. Bases 60 to 1817 code for a protein of 585 amino acids. The transcript has 6 exons. Lineage: Eukaryota; Metazoa; Arthropoda; Insecta; Hemiptera; Cicadellidae.